AUGCUAGUUCUUUCACUUCAUACACUGCAAGGCGAGUCUUGUUUAUGGCAAGGGGGUGCAGCUCAUUCUGGUGAAUUUGGAUUGGAAGGAAAUGAUGAAGCUAUCCUAUCAUGGAGUUUCUGCGGUCUUGCCAAUAACAAGAGCAUCCCUCCUGUUGCUGACAUGAGAUAUGAAUCAUUCUUGGACAAAUCAAAGCAGGACAUAGAGUCUUCAGGGUUGGUGCUGGGAAGCUUUUGGAUCCAUAGGAUGGGCAAAAAGAGUAAAUCAAAAACUCCCAGAGAGAUGCAAGAUAAUACAGCUGCUGUAGAUGAGGAAGAACCCCCAUCUUCGGCCAAUAAAUUGCUGAAUCAUUGGAACACUUGGAGAGCAAUGAGGGUGAUCCUGAGCUACUUGUUUACACUCCAUCUCCAUAGUCCGAUCUGUAUCAGUUUGAGUAUGGGAUUCAACCUUAGUAGCAUCUCCAGCAUUUCAAUUAUUGGUGGUGCUGAUGGAUCAAGUCCUUCCAAGAUGAGGGCUGGCAUAGUUCUUGAAGAAGGUAUGCAUUCAUCUGUGAAAGACAUUCUUGCAAACGUUGAUCCUAUUGAUGUUGCCAGAAGUAUUGCAAGGUUAAACCCAGAAACUACCCUCAGGAAAAACUGGGGGACCAAGCCAGGAAAAGAUUCAAUCCACUCAAUUGUAAAGUACAAGUGUUGGUCCGUCGCAAAUCUCGCGGCUUGGUGUUCCGGGUCGAGGGGAUGUGCGUCAACACGUGACGUCCUCCUUUUGGAUGCGGUACGGUUGUGCGCGGGCGUGCCAGCACGGUCUACCGUGCGUCGAGAUGAUGAUGAGGUUCGGGUUAGAAGAUGGUUUAAAUGUUGCGCCUGUUUUGCGUUUGACUUCCAAUCAAACGAUCGUGGCCGAGUGAGGAACGAAUCUCGGCCGUCAGGUUCACGGCCUGAGCUACAAGGCCGUUUAGUGGUGGUGUUGGUGGCGGGUUUUAGGCGGUGCUUCGGCGCGUUGCUCAAAGAGCGACGGUCGUAUGAUAUAUGGGGUGAGUGA
Prunus armeniaca (apricot) is the source of this 1038-nucleotide messenger RNA. NCBI's taxonomy places the organism in Eukaryota, Viridiplantae, Streptophyta, Magnoliopsida, Rosales, Rosaceae. The record is from the annotation of a GenBank genome assembly.